This is a messenger RNA of Acaulospora morrowiae, 1947 nucleotides long. The record is from the annotation of a GenBank genome assembly. NCBI's taxonomy places the organism in Eukaryota, Fungi, Glomeromycota, Glomeromycetes, Diversisporales, Acaulosporaceae.
UUCGUUGAUCCAUUAAUUUUGAUGAGACACUGUCAACGUCGUGUUUCAUUCUUAAUUGCUGAAAAAUCCAUGCAACGAAAGUACAUAGGAACUAUCGCGCGACUUCUUAAUGCAAUUCCUAUCAUUCGUCCUCAAGAUUUAGCAAAACCUGGGACGGGACGCAUUCAAUUGCUUAAUCGAAAAACAGAUCCCACUCGUAUUACUGGUAUAAACACUGCCUUUACACGUGAUUUAAAAGUAGGCUCGCAAAUUUGUCUUCCUAAAGAUCGCGGAUCAUCGGAGGUCAUAGAGAUUAUAUCAGAUACAGAAUUAUUGGUCAAAAGCGAAUUUAGGGAUCUAAAGGCUUUGGAGAUGCUCACAAAUCCAGAGGGAACUUCUUACAAAUGCAUUCCUCAAGUUGACCAGAGUUUUGUCUAUCAGGUCAUAUUUGAAAGGUUAAAUGCAGGGGAAUGUAUUGGUAUAUUCCCGGAGGGUGGAAGUCACGAUCGAACAGAGAUACUACCUCUAAAAGCUGGGGUUACGAUAAUGGCUUUAGGUGCGCUUGCCGCAAACCCGCAACUUAAUGUUAGGAUUGUUCCAUGUUUAAAUUACUUCCAAGCACAUUCUUUCCGUUCCAAGGCUGUAAUUGAGUUUGGCUCCCCGAUUUCCGUAUCACCUGAACUCGUGGAGAAAUAUAAACAAGGCGGCCCGUCGAAAAGAGAAGCAUGCUCAAAAUUAUUGGAAAUCAUUCUCAAUGGGUUAAGAGCAGUUACCGUGAAUACACCGGAUUACGAAACAUUAAUGUUCAUCCAAGCUGGGAGACGUUUGUACAAACCAGCCCAUAGGAAACUUCCGAUUUCUCAAAUUGUAGAGUUGAACCGACGGUUUAUCGCUGGCUAUGAGUACUUCAAGAAUGAUUCCAGGGUGCAAGGAAUGCGCAAUAGGGUUAUGGCAUACAACAAGUUAUUGAAAUAUUAUGAUUUGAAGGAUCAUCAGGUUAACAAAUCGGCGACAGGUGGCCCAAGAGCCGCAGGUCUAUUGUUAUACCGAGUCAUGUUAUUAACCACAUGGAGUAUUCUUGGGUUGCCCGGAUUCGUGUUAAAUCUGCCUCUUGUAAUAAUUGCGCGUAGAGUGAGUGCAAAAAAAGCCGAAGAAGCUGUUCGUGGCUCUUCAGUUAAAGUGGCGGGUCGUGAUGUACUUGCAACAUGGAAACUCCUUGUUGCCUUAGUAGUUACUCCACUCCUCUAUGGAUUUUAUACAUUCAUUGUGGUGCUCAUAUCAUUUAGGAAUAGAUGGAUACUGAAAUGGAAGGUAUUUGCACCGAUAUCGACCUUCUGUACGUUGGUUACAGGAAGCUACAUGACUAUUCGAUUUGUCGAAAGUGGCGUCGACAUUUACAAGUCAAUUAGACCACUAUUUUUGUCAUUGCUUCCGUGGACCAGACCAAAUAUCAUAAACUUGCGCAAUGUUCGCGAGCAACUUUCUAAAGAUCUCACCAAUUUAAUCAACGAAUUAGCACCGACAAUCUAUCCUGAUUUUGAUGCCGAACGCAUAGAGCAGGCGGCAUCAUCACAAGUUCCGCCAAAGAGCAUAUUUCAAUCACCAAUUGAUUGGUUGGAUGAUAAGGUGUUUAGCUGGGAAAAGCAAGGAGACACGUUGGAAUUUGAUGAUGUGUUAUUCUUUCUCGAGAAGAACAAUGGUAGUAUAUCUGGUCGUAGUAGAACAAGUAGUUGGAGUGGAACAAGCUCGAGAGCACGUAGUAGGGCAAAUUCAAUUAGUAUGGGACAAUCGAGUGAAGGGUUCAGGGUUGAGGCGUUAACAGGUUUACCAAAAGAUCAGCCCUUUUCCACAGUUACCAGACGUGGUGGUGCUAUUGCAAGAUCGAACAAUAAAGAGACUGAUUACGAUUCAGGAUACCAAGGUGAUAAAGAAGAUGAUGAGAGUCGAAAUAAUUUCAGAGUUAGAUAA